Seriola dumerili (greater amberjack) is the source of this 2564-nucleotide messenger RNA. RefSeq names its product mitochondrial translation release factor 1 (gene mtrf1). Gene Ontology annotation, molecular function: translation release factor activity. Gene Ontology annotation, biological process: translational termination. Lineage: Eukaryota; Metazoa; Chordata; Actinopteri; Carangiformes; Carangidae. The record is from RefSeq and is a predicted model, not a curated record. The transcript has 9 exons. Bases 62 to 1414 code for a protein of 450 amino acids.
CACUCCAACAACGCGUGUAGAUAUUGUUUUUCUUUACUCGUUGCGCUGUAAAUGUAGUGCUAUGCUCGUCAAUCGCUGGUUUCGACUGUGCUCACUGUGUAGCCGUGUAGUUUACAGCAGUACAGGAAUAAGAGGAGGAUGGAGGACGCUGCCAGGACACACCAGUCUGAAAUAUGCUAACAUUACAGAGGUGCCUUACUGGGGCACAGUAGAAUCAAAACGUCUCAGUCACAGUGAUCUGGGGGACUUGUAUCAGAGCGAGUCUGUCCAGAGGUACCUUCAGCAGCUCAUGGGGGAGUACAGAGACCUCAGCGAGAGGUUACAACAUGUUUAUCUCAACGAGUCUGACAGAAAACAGCUUAUAAAGAAACACACAGAGCUGCUGCCUCUGGCAAAUAUAUUUGGUAGUAUUGAACAAGCCCUGAAAGACCACGAGGAAGUCUUUUCACUACUGAAUGGUUCAGCUGGUACCAAAGAUGAAGACCAACAACUCACCCAGCUGUUAAAGGAGGAGGAAGGGCACAUCUCCAGCAAGAUUUUGGCUUUGAGGAAAGAUUUGAUCAAAGCACUUGUGCCCACUGACCCUCUUGACUCCAGUAAUGUCCUGCUGGAGGUUGUAUCAGGACGAACAACGGGAGGUGACAUCUGUCAGCAAUUCAGCAGAGAAAUGUUUGACAUGUACCAGGGUUUUGCGUCUUACAAGAACUGGGACUUUGAGGUUUAUAACUACACGCCUGCUGAGUAUGGGGGUUUGCACCAUGCAGCGAUACGAAUAACCGGGGACAAUGUGUACAGACACCUGAAGCAUGAAGGAGGAACACACCGGGUGCAGAGGAUCCCUGAGGUGGGCCUCUCCUCCAGGAUGCAGCGUAUCCACACAGGAACCAUGACUAUCAUUAUUCUGCCUCAGCCAGUGGAGUUUGACGUCCACAUCGAUCCAAAGGAUCUUCGCAUUGACACAUUCAGAGCUCGAGGUGCCGGGGGCCAGAGUGUCAACACAACAGACAGCGCAGUGCGCGUCGUUCAUCUCCCCACUGGCAUAACAGCUGAAAGUCAGCAGACUCGCUCUCAGCUGCAAAACAGAGAUACCGCCAUGCGUGUGCUGAGGGCCCGACUCUACCAGAGCAUGAUGGGUAAAGAUACUGAGCAGAGGCAAACAGCACGAAAGCAGCAGGUGGGUACUCGCUCUCAGUCAGAGAGGAUUCGCACCUACAACUUCAGCCAGGAUCGUGUCACAGACCACAGGACUGGAUAUGUCACAAGAGACAUUAAGGAGUUCAUGAGAGGAGGGGCGGCUCUCGAUGACCUGAUCUCUGACGUACUCGAACACGCGGAGAGGGAGUCUCUUCUCGAGAUGGUGGAGAGCAGCAGCGGCAGUCUGAGACAACCAGAGUCUGGACAAUCUGCAGACUGAUGCACAAAACAGCUUCCUGUCAGGUGGACUGAACAUGCAAUAUGUGGUGUAGUGGAUGAUUUUCUCCAACACAUCCUACGGUACUGUGACUGCAUACCAGGACUGAAAAAUAUAUUAUAUCAUCAUUCAUAUUGCAAUUUAUGCUUGUGCAAUAGUCACAUUGCAAAGGAUGCAACAUAAGAGGAACUGCAACCAUUGCUCAUAAUUAAGAGAUUUUUAUUUUUGUAAUAAAAUAUGAAAUUAUAUAUUUUGUGCCAUGGCAAUUCCCUAAAUAAUGCUACAGCUUUACAGAUGAGCAAUAUUUAUGUAUAAAUUAUAAAUAUUUUAGUAUGGUUACUACUUUUCACGGUAAAAACUUGAUGGUAAAGUUGAGUGUCUACACUGAACGUAAACAGACAUCAGUACUGUUUAUGGUGGGUAAGUAUUCUUGAUGGUUCUUUGCCAGUCAGGGUGCGGUAAAACCACAUAUCAGCUUUUUACACUCACUCACCAAGAGCAUGUCACACCCUGUGUAUGUGUGCCAGCUGAACAACAAACUCCAUUUUUUUUUUCUCUGGUCAUCUCUUAUUAUAAAUGAAUGUUUUCUUCACCGUGGCUGGACAUUUUCUAACUGGUAUUAAUUAAUUAUGAUGAUUCUUUAUUCACGCGUGGCUGAAAAGCUUUCCCUCCAAUCAGUUAAAUUUUGAAAAAAAUGAUUUUCUCAGUAUCCAGACAGUCAUCAUUUAUUGAGAUCACAUUUUCCCCAUCUCAUAAUGUAUGACAUUCAUUCACUUUAACUGACAAGUAAUGCAAUGGUGUUUCCACAGGGAUGCCUUACUAGCCUUUCAUAACUUACACUGGUAAAAAAAAUACAGAUGUGGAAAAUACAAAAACUUUUUGAAUUGCUCUGUAUGGAUACAUUUGUGAUUACCAGACUAAGACAUGAAGACAUGUCUUCACUAAAAUGAUCACGCCAGGAUGCCUACAAUAUUGCGUAAACGGGAUAAUACCGACCUGAAGACUAUAAAAGUGUUGCACACCUUCAUUGCGACGGAUCUCGGUACAGAAAAACAGCACUUAUUGUGUCCAAUGGUAGACAUUUUUGGGAUUAGAAAAAAUGUUUUUUCAGCCAAUUUGUCCUAAAAAUGUUUAUACAAAAAAAAAAAAAAAA